Molecule: messenger RNA, 1017 nt
Organism: Acanthosepion pharaonis
Lineage: Eukaryota; Metazoa; Mollusca; Cephalopoda; Sepiida; Sepiidae
Source: the annotation of a GenBank genome assembly
AUGCACAUUGACAAAAAAAUUUCACCAUCCCAACACCACAGAUUUUUCUUUGUUUCUAUUGCUCAAUCUUUACUGUUUCCCUCUCUCUCAUUUACGUUCCGUCCCCCCUCUCUCUCUCAUUUACGUUCCGUCCCCCUCUCUCUCUCAUUUACGUUCCGUCCCCCUCUCUCUCUCAUUUACGUUCCGUCCCCCCUCUCUCUCUCAUUUACGUUCUGUCCCCCCUCUCUGUCAUUUACGUUCUGUCCCCCCUCUCUCUGUGUGACUUACGUUUUCUCUCUCUCUCUGUGUCACUUACGUUCUCUCUCUCUGUGUCACUUACGUUCUCUCUCUCUCUGUGUCACUUACGUUCUCUCUCUCUCUGUGUCACUUACGUUCUCUCUCUCUCUCUGUCACUUACGUUCUCUCUCUCUCUGUGUCACUUACGUUCUCUCUCUCUCUGUGUCACUUCGUUCUCUCUCUCUCUCUGUGUCACUUCGUUCUCUCUCUCUCUCACUUUUUCUCUCUCUCUCUCUGUCACUUACGUUCUCUCUCUCUCUCUGUCACUUACGUUCUCUCUCUCUCUCUCUGUCAUUUACGUUCUCUCUCUCUCUGUCAUUUACGUUCUCUGUCAUUUACGUUCUCUGUCAUUUACGUUCUCUGUCAUUUACGUUCUCUGUCAUUUACGUUCUCUGUCAUUUACGUUCUCUGUCAUUUACGUUCUCUCUCUCUCUCUGUCAUUUACGUUCUCUCUCUCUCUGUCAUUUACGUUCUCUCUCUCUCUGUCAUUUACGUUCUCUCUCUCUCUGUCAUUUACGUUCUCUCUCUCUCUCUGUCAUUUACGUUCUCUCUCUCUCUCUGUCAUUUACGUUCUCUCUCUCUCUCUCUGUCAUUUACGUUCUCUCUCUCUCUCUCUGUCAUUUACGUUCUCUCUCUCUCUCUCUGUCAUUUACGUUCUCUCUCUCUCUCUCUGUCAUUUACGUUCUCUCUCUUUCAGUUACAUUGUCUCUCUUUGAUAUGUUUUCUUUCUCUCCUUCCUAG